CCUUUGGUCUGUCCUCUAGGUACAUGGAUAGUGCCUUUCUUACCUGCUGCAUAGUAACUGGAGAGAGACUAAAUGCUUAACCAGUCCAUUUGAGUAUGGUCUGAAUAUGCGUUGUUUGGCAGCUCGGGUCAACUAUAAGACUUUGAUUAUCAUCUGUGCGCUAUUCACCUUGGUCACAGUACUUUUGUGGAAUAAAUGUUCCAGCGACAAAGCAAUCCAGUUUCCUCGGCACUUGAGCAGUGGAUUCAGAGUGGAUGGAUUAGAAAAAAGGACAGCAGCAUCCGAAAGUAACCACUAUGCCAACCACGUAGCCAAGCAUCAGCCAGAGGAGGCAUUUCCUCAGGAGCAACAGAAGGCACCCCCUAUUGUCGGAGGCUUCAGUAGCAAUGGGGGAAGCAAGGUGUUGGGGCUCAAAUAUGAGGAGAUUGACUGCCUCAUCAAUGAUGAACACACAAUCAAAGGGAGACGAGAGGGCAAUGAAGUUUUUCUUCCAUUCACUUGGGUAGAGAAAUACUUUGACGUUUACGGAAAGGUGGUCCAGUAUGAUGGCUAUGAUCGGUUUGAAUUCUCUCAUAGCUAUUCCAAAGUCUAUGCACAGAGAGCCCCUUACCACCCUGACGGUGUGUUUAUGUCCUUUGAAGGCUACAAUGUGGAAGUCCGAGACAGAGUCAAGUGUAUAAGUGGAGUUGAAGGUGUGCCAUUAUCUACACAAUGGGGACCUCAAGGCUAUUUCUACCCAAUCCAGAUUGCACAGUAUGGGCUAAGUCAUUACAGCAAAAAUCUAACCGAGAAACCCCCUCACAUAGAGGUAUACGAGACAGCAGAAGACAGGGACAGAAAUGUCAGACCUACUGAAUGGACCGUGCCCAAGGGCUGCUUCAUGGCAAGUGUGGCUGACAAGUCUAGAUCCACCAAUGUUAAACAGUUUAUUGCUCCAGAAACCAGUGAAGGUGUGUCUUUACAGCUGGGAAACACAAAAGACUUCAUUAUUUCAUUUGACCUCAAGCUCUUAACAAAUGGGAGUGUGUCCGUGGUUCUGGAGACCACAGAAAAGAAUCAGCUCUUCACUGUGCAUUAUGUCUCAAACACUCAGCUAAUUGCUUUUAAAGACAGGGACAUCUACUACGGCAUUGGGCCCAGAACUUCGUGGAGUACAGUGACCAGAGACCUGGUCACUGACCUCAGGAAAGGAGUGGGUCUUUCCAACACAAAAGCUGUCAAGCCAACCAAAAUCAUGCCCAAAAAGGUGGUUAGGUUGAUUGCAAAAGGGAAGGGCUUCCUGGACAACAUUACCAUCUCCACCACAGCCCACAUGGCUGCAUUCUUUGCUGCUAGUGACUGGCUAGUGAGGAACCAGGAUGAGAAAGGAGGCUGGCCAAUUAUGGUGACUCGGAAGUUAGGGGAAGGGUUCAAGUCUUUAGAGCCAGGGUGGUACUCUGCUAUGGCACAAGGGCAGGCCAUCUCUACGUUAGUCAGGGCCUAUCUUCUAACAAAAGACCAUAGAUUCCUCAAUUCAGCUUUAAGGGCAACAGCCCCAUACAAGUUUCUGUCAGAGCAGCAUGGAGUUAAAGCCGUGUUCAUGAAUAAACAUGACUGGUAUGAAGAAUAUCCAACUACACCUAGCUCUUUUGUUUUAAAUGGCUUUAUGUAUUCUUUAAUUGGACUGUAUGACCUAAAAGAAACAGCAGGGGAGAAGCUUGGGAAAGAGGCGAGGUCCUUGUAUGAGCGUGGCAUGGAAUCUCUUAAAGCCAUGCUGCCCUUGUAUGAUACUGGCUCCGGAACCAUCUAUGACCUUCGCCACUUCAUGCUGGGCAUUGCUCCCAACCUGGCCCGCUGGGACUAUCACACCACCCACAUCAACCAACUGCAGCUGCUCAGUACCAUCGAUGAGUCUCCAAUCUUCAAAGAAUUUGUCAAGAGGUGGAAAAGCUACCUUAAAGGCAGCAGGGCAAAGCACAACUAGAGCUUGAAACCAAAAGCGCGUUCGUUCCAGCCUCUUCUGAACUCAAGGGCUGAGCUCUGGGUCAGUGGCAGAGCUCAGCAGCGCGCCGCACAUUUAAGAUGGUGUGUGUCCAGGGUUUGUGGGUCACAGCAACGUGAGAAGAGACCCUUAAAGUUAGUCUUCUGAAACAAUUGCAUUCCAUGGGUCAGGUGCUUAGAAAUGUUUAGUCAGUGUGCUGAACAAAGAUGUGAUCUCUGCCCUGCUCAUCACUUAGGCCUCCGUGCAGAGUCCUUUUCAGUCUGUGAAAGAAAACGGUAAGUCGCCGCUGCUAGCCUGCUGCCCAGCACUUACCUAAAACUUAGUAUGGAGUGCUUUUCAAAUGUGAUUAUUUAUAUUUAUGCUGAAUGCAGGCUUUUAGAAAACAGUGUGCUGUACUGCAGUAAACGUGCGUAUAGCCUGGGUCGUGGACUGUGUGCAUUUUCAGAAUUUCUUUCCUGUAGAUUCAUUUCUUGGGAGGGAGGGAGCAUUUGUUGCAUUUGUUCAUUUAUAUAUGGAAACUACUUUGAAUUAUGGUUUUCUUGAACUAUGUAUAUUUAAACAGCCUGUGUUCAGGUCUCAUGGUCACAUAACAUAAGCACAACUAAAAUGAAACUUGUUGACUGCACAAGAAAGACAGACAUGCUGUGUUUCAUGAAACUUGAUCUACAAUCAGUAGGAGUUUGAUAAUCAUCUUCCCACCUCUGCCCCCCUUGCAGUGUGUCUUGUCGCUGUCUAGAACAUUGCAUUGCAUUUCGUACUACACUUUGGUAGUUUUGUCCAUUUUGAGGACAUUACCCAGAACAUUAAUUAUACGUCUAAAUUUGGGACAGAGCUAAUGAUUUGAAGCCUACCAUCGGUCCCUUUAGGACUUUCCCCCGUUAAAGGACAAUUACUGGGUUAAAUGGUAUGUUCAGGAGUCACAGUAAAGCUUGUCCUGCCUCACUUUUACAUCAUUGCUGCUGUCCUCACUGUUUCUCUGAAACUUAAUUUGAAUGAUUCCAGCACUGAAACAGAAGAGAUGCUACUGUGUCUGCUGUCCAUAUGCAUCAGAUCUCUAAGGGUUUCAGAGUCCUCGUGCAGUGGACAGUGUCUGCUGUAGGGCUUCAGGCAUUAGGUAGAAGCAACGAGGGUUUGCUCUGGUUUUUGUUUAUGGUGUGAUAAUAAGGAGAUAGUUAGGGAACACUAUCUUAUACUUUCUAGAGACAAACAAUGGAGCUUAUCCAUGCUACCUGUCAGAUGCACCUUUAAGAGCCAGGUGGAUGAUUUGCCCCCACAUUAGACUUCU
Messenger RNA from Peromyscus eremicus (cactus mouse), 3266 nucleotides. It is a transcript of the gene Glce, whose product is annotated as glucuronic acid epimerase. NCBI's taxonomy places the organism in Eukaryota, Metazoa, Chordata, Mammalia, Rodentia, Cricetidae. Gene Ontology annotation, cellular component: Golgi apparatus. Gene Ontology annotation, molecular function: heparosan-N-sulfate-glucuronate 5-epimerase activity. Bases 107 to 1963 code for a protein of 618 amino acids. The transcript has 4 exons. Gene Ontology annotation, biological process: heparan sulfate proteoglycan biosynthetic process. The record is from RefSeq and is a predicted model, not a curated record.